Messenger RNA from Bradysia coprophila, 6974 nucleotides. RefSeq lists its product as uncharacterized. Lineage: Eukaryota; Metazoa; Arthropoda; Insecta; Diptera; Sciaridae. The record is from RefSeq and is a predicted model, not a curated record.
CAAAAGAUUCUUAUAUUAGCUGUGUAACAAGAUGAUUGUAAGAAUAAUUACGUCGAACAGGUGAUUAUAUUGUGAAACUUAUCGGUUUGACCUCAGUGAUAUACUAAGUAAUAUAUAGUUUUCCAAUUAAAUAAAUAUUUAUGGAAUUUUACUGCUAUUGAAAAACGAUAAAUCCAAAAUUAUAAAACUGAGAAGUUUUGAAACGUACUACCUGGAGCCCAUCGCCAUGAAUCGUGUGGGCCAGGAAUGUACGUAAUAUUUCCAGCCGAAGAUCUAUUAUACAUGACAUACGGUGCCGCACUACCUAGAAUUAAGCCUCGACCAACUCUGGACAACCUGCGUGACCCACUUGUUCCCUUUGGCACUAGGCCCUCCUCUCCCACUAGCAAUGUCUUGACAUAUUCCCAAGACAUUUAUCCCAUUUCCUCAACCUAUGCCAAUCAAUCAUUACCUAAAGAAAUUAGUACCCGUCCCACUAGUGCCACACAAAAUGUUAAAACGGACGCAUUCGGUUACCCAACCUCACGUUUAGAAAACAAUCCGCGAGAACAUACACCAAGUAUUCAUGUGGAAUUUGCAAAUCCUGGCACCACAUCCUACAACCAUAAUCCACCUAUCAACAAAGAAAAAGACGAAAGCAGCAAACCUAAACACAGAUUCCACUUAAGCUUGGGACGGCUAGGACGUUCAAAGCAGAGUCAAAAGGCGGAACCGGCUCGUUUACGUGAUGUAACCGAGAUUCGUAUUGCAAAUCCAACAUUUACACGAGAAAAUUUGUGGCAACGAAAUUACGAUGCGUUUUUUGAAUCUGGUGAACCGGUUUACUCAUUAGAACGACGAGCUCCAUUCAAACCGACACCCGAACCCGAACCACCUCCAUCCUCAAUAAUCGACCAUCGGCCAAAUUCUCUGAAGUUUUUCAACAAACCAAAACCUUCAGUAACGUUCCGAUCGAAAAGCGCUGAAGUACCGGUAUCGGUUGAUGUGCCCCAGAAAGACUCACCAAAAAGCGCAGAGCGUAGACGUUUGUUUGGGUGGAGAGGUGCUCGUGGCGGCUCUCUCAGCCCAUCAGUAAGUAUGGCCACACCAUCCUGUAUAUUAAGAGAUUGUACCCAUCCAAACCUCAACGAGACGAUUAAAUCACACAAUGCAACUACUUUCAAAUUAGUCAAAACAGUAUCCGAUUUCACCGAACAAUUAUCAUUACUAUACGACCAACAUGCGGAAGCUUUACAAAUAUUAGUAUCAUCAUUCAGAAAGAAAAAUGGAGAAUUAAGGAAAGAACGACCAGCAUGCCAUUCUUCACUAUUCCAAGCUUGGGAAACAUUUUUACAAGAAAUUGAAGCCGAUUCAGUGUCAUCAAGCGAUGUUGCGAGUACACUAUCAAGACAGGUGUCACGGCCAAUGCUGGAGAGAACGUUUCACAAGAAAGUUCAAAGUAGAAAAAUAUUUACUCACCGAGAAUCUUUUGAUACUAUUAUUUCAAAGACUGAAGAAAAAUUAUCAAAGUGCCGAAUGGAUUACAAACAAUGUUACAUGGCUCAUCGUCAGAAUCCAACCCAACACACAUUGACCAUGUACAUUGAUUCACACAAUGCAUACGUGCAACAAUUGCAUGCCACCAAUGCCAUGAUGGAAACGUAUCAUUGUGACACAAUUCCGCAAUUGAUGCAAGAGCUGGAAGAGAUUUACAGUGAAUUGUGUGCAAUUGUUUCGGAUUCUGUAUUGCGCGGUGCUGAUAUUAUCUCAACAAAGGCAAACGAACAAUCCAAGCGAUAUGAUGCUUUAUCAACCCAAUGUAGAAUAGUUUCUGGUCAACAGGAUUUAAAUAGUUUUCUAAGAUUUUUACAACCGGAUUCACCGAAAGUUCCUAGAAAAGCUUAUGCGCCACCACAAUCAGGACCAGGCGAUGCCGAUGAUGUAUUAGCUUAUAGCGUAAGUAUUUCGUUGUGUUCUCUAUGCCGUACAGGUAAUCGAUUAUUCUACUGAAAGCAGGAUCAAUCACCUAUUCCACUAAAAAACGAACUGAUUAUUGAACGAAAUGCUUCUUUGCAAAUGAGACCAUCCGUAGAAGCACUGAAGAGGGAAGCUUCAGAUAUUGAGUUGCAAAUUCGACAAUUACAGGACACUAUCGAAACAUUAAUCCGUACACAAAUUCGAGGUCUCGAAAAUCAACUCUAUAACAAAGUUAACGAACUUCAGGAAGACAUUUCGAUGAAAAAAUUCGAUUUACGAGCCAAACAAAUACAUCUUGCUGCUGUUAGAGCUCAGAAGGAGCUAUUCUUAGGACGACCAUCUGAGCCCGGAUCGCCCAUUAGAAACGAAAGAAAACUUUCUGGUACCGUACCCAGUUCACUAUCAAUGAAAACAAAGUGGUUGAAGGCUUUCAAGAGCCUCAAGCCGACAUCAGGACCUACACCAGCCGAUAAAAAAAAUGGACCAACUCCAACUGGCAAGGUAUACGAGAGCGAGCAUCACAAUUUGCAGGAGUACACCUACAAGAAAAUAACACCUUGCGAUGUUUGUUCCCAAGUUUUAAGAGGACAUACACGUCAAGGAUUGCGAUGUAGGAUAUGCAAAUUUAAUGUACAUGUCGAUUGUGCAGCACAGCUGCCAAAAUGCCAGGCAAAACAAAAGUUAUUAAGACGACAGAAAAGUACAUCGGAAAUAGAAAAUCGUGUUGAUGUGGAAGAAGAGAAACCAAAUGAUAUCGAUCAAAUCUACCGAGUUCUAAAACAAGCUGGACAAAUAUCCAGUAAUAAAACGAACGAUAAAUCAGCUGCCAAUAACGGUACAACUACGGCGGCAGCAGUGACAACAACGGCGUCGGUUCAGCAGCAAGAAAUACCAACUUUGAAUGUACCAGAAUGUCCCGAAAGAACGGUACGUCGUGGACAGUUGAAGCCACAAGGCCAAAAUACACAAGUUAAAACUUGUUUAACAACUCCCGCCGCAGAUGUGUCCAGCUCAGCUCCACAUUCGCCACGUCGUCAAAAGCUUAACUUGCGCAUGAAAUCGCUAAGUUUAGACUCACCAGAAUCAACAGAACUUCACGGACAAAUGCGACGACGCUACCAACCCGGACCAUCCGGAAUGAGCUGUCAUGGUGGAUCUGGCGGAGGUCUGGAACAUACACCACCAUCAAACAACAGUCGUUUACAUUCUCCAUCGAGUCCGUCAGCAAAUCGAAAGCUUCUGAGUGCAACACGUAACAUAAGAACAGGGUCAGUCGACUUACCAGACGAAAUGGAGAAAAGUUUAUCAUCGGCUAGUACAUCACCGUGUCCAUCACCUAAGCCACAUAGACUUUUGCCAACAAACUUGUACGUCAUACUGUAUAACUUUAAAGCAAGACAUCCUGAUGAAUUAGAUUUGAAGGCAGGAUAUAAAGUUACGGUUAUCGACAUGGCCGACCCAGAUUGGUGGAAAGGUAAAUGUUUGGGUCGCAUUGGAUAUUUUCCGUCGAAAUAUUGUGCACGUUUAUCGGCUGGUGAAAAGCCACUUCAAGUCAUACAAAAUUUGCAGUUGUCCGAUGGUGAACGAAAUGACGGCAUUAUGACGCUGUUACGAGAUCAAAUUGUUGUGCAGAUUGGUGAAGAAAUUUCCGGCGCCGUUAUGGUCAGAUCAGCCGACAAUCGCCAGGGUAUUUGUCCCGUGAAAUAUUUGCAAGAGGUGUGACAACCAGAUGAAGAGAAAUUGGAACGAGAUCGCGAUAAAAAUCGCAAUUGUAGUAAAAUAAUCAAAAACGACCUGAACCAAAACAGCAGCAAAAACAUUAGUGAACCAAAAUCGUUUAAAAACUGGGAGAAAUGGGAGCGAUUUCGCGAAAGUAAAAUGGAGAAAAUGCGUCAACAUAAGAACAACAUUGAGCGACGACAGCGCGGUGAUAAUAUCGGUGACUGGACGUAUUGGAGUCAAAGGCGAGACAAAUUGAAACGAUUUCCGAAACAAGAAGCAUUAGAUCCAUCAUGGUAUACGGACAACAUCUACGCUAAUGAGUCGUUAGAUUUGGAUGACACCGUGCCGGACUACAUUAAAUACGAUCGAAUAUUUUUGCACAAAAAACAUCGACACGACGAUCCGCUGUACGACGAUGAGGAUGCAUUUAGUGUUCAUCACAAGCCCAGAAGUCCCGGUCGCGAAUACAAAUAUCCGAAAUCACGAAGUUGUUGUUUCGGAGGUGGCUAUGAACCGACGAUGAGACCACCCAUGCAAACAAUGCCAAAAUCUAGUUCAUUUAGUACAGCACGUGCCAAUGCAAACUUUGCCAAAAUGCGUGAUGUUCGAAAUGAUCCACAUCAUCACUGCAGCAAAUAUCGUGAACGUUAUCGCCGCUGCAGUGUAGACAGUGAACGUGAUAAUGAUUUUAUGUAUCCGCGAAACCGUGAUGGUCACAAAAGUGCCAAGCUUCAUCAACACCAUUCGGACGAAUAUCGGCCGAGGUGCAAGAGAAACUUUAACGACGAGGCUCAAGGUAGAAGCAAAACCGAAUACAUUCGUAACGAAUGGUACACCAAAUACAGUAAGAAUUCAAUAAAGCGAAACAGUGAUAAAAAUGGUAAUUUAAGCUUCGACGAUGAUGUCACUUAUCCACAACGAAGGGACAGCAGUGUAUGUAAUGAUGACUACCUUUUGGAAAAUCUGGACACAUUUGACUCGUACGACGAUAAUUACUUCGAAACAAAUAAUCAUCGCAGCUCAUUUGAUAACGAAAUGGACCAAUUUUCUAUUGACGAACCGGCGCAUACGAUGCUUGACGAUAAAUUUGAUAACGAUUUUAUGGACGAAUUUACAUACCGUCAACCAACUAGAAAUAAGAGCAUGUUAGAAGUAAAACCGCCCUGUAGAUUCGACGAUACAUCCUCAGACUCAACCGACGAAGACCUAGACGAUUUUAAUUUUGAUUUUGAAAAAUAUUGGGAAGAAUUGGAUAAAACGUCUCUAGAUAUCGAUUUGCAGAACAAUAAUCACAAUCUGACGAGCAACGUUACAAAAAAGAUAAAAAAUGUGAAUGUGGGCAGGUACAAUAACGGAUCAUUAAUAGACGAUGAUAUGUGCAGAACAAAUGAUCAAUAUCUCAUGCAUGGCAUAAACAAGAACAAUCAGGUUGAAGAGCUGAUGUCUAGACAACACAAUGGGUUCAUCGGUAACGAUUUUCAUUCACCGUUCACUAAUGCUGUUUCAGGCUCUCCCACAAUCGGCCGAUUGGGCCAUCGAAUACAUCCGGAACGUUCGUUUUUCAAUAAUUUCAACCACGAUGCCGGAAUAGCAUCGCAACAGAAUCAGCUUAACAACAAUAGUGCACUUAGCCUAAUCAACAACAUUUUCUCAAUUUACAAACCGAAAAAAUAUUCUCCGCUCAACUGUCACAGUCAACAAGUCGGCGUUAAACCAGUACAGUGCAAAAAAAUGAAUGUACCCAGUACGAUACGUCCAUUGGGAGCUCCACAAAACGAUUUUAUGACAUCACUAAAGCGACCAUUAUUGGUUACGUCAUCGCCUUGUGUGGAACAGCCCCGUUUCAAGAUCAUUCCCGAAAAGACUGGUCUGAAAAUAUCGCCUUUGUACCGUUUCGAUUUUGAUAACGAUGCUGCCAAGUUUCAGUUGAAGAGCACAGCACGACCGUUGCUGUUUCCACACUGAUGUUUCUAUUGUUUGGCGACUGAACGAUUUUGUGGUGUCUCGGGAUUGGGAUUCGGUGGUUGGAGAUGAUUGGGGUGAUUGGGUGCACUAUAUAUCUGUUCUCUAACCUUGACCUUUUACACAUCCCGCAAUUUGGUACAUUUCACUUGUGAUAUAGACUUUAAAUUAUACUUCGCAGGUUGACUGGCUGUUUCUUUCGGUGGAUAUUUUAAAUUAUAAUCGUACUGCCUUUCCUCAUUAUUAACCGAAAUUUUAAUAAAAGAAAACACUUUUCAUCAAUUUUAGAUGUCAACUUUUCAUGUGAUCGUUUGUUUCCGAUUGACAAUUAUUAUACUAACUGAAACAUUUAUGCUUUAAAGACUAUAAUUCAGUUAGCGAGUGAUAAGCAUAAGACAGAUAAAACAGACUGUACCACUUUCAGAAAUGCAGCGCUAAGCUGACUUAAAAGUAACAAUGUUUUCGUUGGGUUAGCGAGGCAAGCGUAUUCACAAUAAAAGCUAAUAAAUCUACUACUUCACUUAUUUCACCAUUAAUAUACAUUUUGCUACAUUAGAGCACACCAUUCAACAAAAACCAUAGCUUAUCAGGUGAAUAUUUUUCCUUAUAAAUUGAAUAUCAGAAAGAAAAUGAAUUAUCCCGAGUUUAGAAUCACCAUCACCAUUAUAAAACAUUUUGGAUUUAAAAAAAACUCGUGUUUUCUAUUCCAGUUUUAAGCCUUAUUAAUGUACUGUUGAAAAAAGCUAAAUUCUUACGAAAGAUUCUGCAAAAAGAGCUGCACAUUUCUUUUCACAUUGUCGUUCAUGUCGUCCAACAAUAAAAAAUAAUCUCGAAAAUUAAUAAACAUUUUAUUAAAAACGAUAAAAAUCCUAAAUUCAUACAAGUCUAGCACCCAGUUUAAAAAAAAUAAUUAAUUAACAAAUUACCAAGCUAUUAACAAUAAGCUACUAAUAAUUAUACUUAUCAAAAUACCAUUUUCGUAGGACAAAUACAAAAAAAAAUAUUUUAUGGAAUAUUUAGGCAUCAAAAACAAAAUUUAAAAAUAAAUUUUCUAAGACAAGACAAGAUAAGUGAAAGUUUAAAAUAUUAAAAAAUAUUCAUUGUUAUACGUAUAAAAUACCAAAUAAAUAUAAAAAAUAUGUCAAAAGAACGUAGAUAUUAUCACUAAAUAAAAAUAUUCAAAUAAAUAAAAAAAACAUUAAAAUUAGAUUACAUUUACAAAAUCUCUUAUGUCAAAAUGUGCACUGCAAAUUUCUUAUGUAUAUUAAGUAAAAAAAAAACAUUUUUCGUAUGUGACAUAAAAUGCCCGAUUCUUAUGAAUAUUUAAAAUAAAA